AUGAUACCGCUUUGCAACCGAGCUGGGCGCCGCCUGCUGCGGGUGGCGGGGGCGAGCCAGUGGCUGCCUCUCCUGAGCCCCCCGCUGAGCAGAGGCUGCCAUUCGGGGGAAGCCCGGGGCGCCCCCUCCAAGGCCACCAAGAAGAGAGGCUACGACAUCACCAGGAACCCCCAUCUCAACAAGGGGAUGGCCUUUACACUUGAAGAGAGGCUACAACUUGGAAUUCAUGGUCUGCUUCCUCCAUGCUUCUUGAGCCAAGAUGUUCAAGUUCUCCGUGUCAUGAAAAGCUACGAGACCAAAUCCAGUGAUCUAGACAAAUACAUUAUUCUUAUGACACUGCAAGACAGAAACGAGAAGCUUUUCUACAGAGUGCUGACCUCUGACAUUGAGAGAUUCAUGCCCAUAGUUUAUACUCCCACCGUCGGCCUGGCCUGUCAGCAGUAUGGUCUAGCUUUCAGAAGGCCACGUGGACUGUUUAUCACCAUUCAUGACAAAGGCCAUAUUGCAACAAUGCUAAACUCCUGGCCUGAAGAAGAUAUAAAGGCCAUCGUGGUGACAGAUGGAGAGCGAAUUCUAGGCCUAGGAGAUCUAGGAAGUUAUGGCAUGGGGAUCCCAGUAGGGAAACUUGCCUUGUACACAGCCUGUGGUGGAGUUCACCCACAACAGUGUCUGCCUGUCCUGCUUGAUGUUGGCACAGACAACGAGGCUCUCCUGAAUGAUCCACUCUAUAUUGGACUGAAACACAAGCGGGUCCGUGGGAAACAAUACGAUGAACUGAUUGAUGAGUUUAUGCAAGCAGUCACUAACAAGUAUGGCAUGAAUUGCUUGAUCCAGUUUGAAGAUUUUGCCAAUGCCAACGCUUUCCGUCUUCUCAACAAAUACCGCAACAGAUAUUGUACAUUCAACGAUGACAUUCAGGGUACUGCCUCUGUUGCAGUAGCUGGCAUCUUCGCAGCCUUAAGAAUCACAAAGAACAAGCUCUCCGACCAUAAGUUUGUUUUCCAAGGAGCCGGAGAGGCUGCCAUGGGCAUAGCCCAGCUCAUCGUUAUGGCCAUGGAAAAGGAAGGAAUUUCGAGGGAAGACGCCAUCAAAAAAAUCUGGAUGGUGGACUCCAAGGGACUAAUUGUCAAGGGGAGGAGUCACCUGAACCACGAGAAGGAAAUGUUUGCCCAAGAUCACCCCCAGAUGAGAACUCUGGAGGAGGUAGUGCAAAGAGUGAAGCCGACAGCUAUUAUAGGUGUAGCCGCCAUCGCAGGAGCUUUCACGGAGAAGAUUUUGAAGGACAUGGCGUCUUUCAAUGACAGGCCCAUCGUAUUUGCCCUAAGUAACCCCACGAGUAAAGCAGAGUGCACAGCCGAGCAGUGCUAUCACCUAACAGAGGGCCGAGGCAUAUUUGCAAGUGGGAGUCCAUUCCCUAAAGUAACCCUGGCCAGUGGACAGACCUUCUUCCCCGGCCAAGGAAAUAAUGCCUACGUGUUCCCCGGAGUGGCGCUGGGAGUCAUUGCCUGCGGGGUCCGGCAUAUCUCCGAUGAUAUCUUCCUCACCACGGCAGAGUCUAUUGCUGAAGAGGUCACGGAGGAGCAUCUUGCUGAAGGGAGACUCUAUCCUCCCCUGAGUACCAUCAGAGAGGUGUCCUUCAAAAUUGCUGUUGAAAUUGUUGACUACGCCUACAAACAUAAUCUGGCUUCCUGGUACCCAGAACCAGAAGACAAGGAAGCCUUUGUCAAAGCCCUCAUCUAUAGCACUGAAUAUGAGUCAUUUGCUAUCGAUAACUACAGGUGGCCACAAGCAGCCAUGCACAUUCAAGAUGUAUAA
Molecule: messenger RNA, 1815 nt
Organism: Emys orbicularis (European pond turtle)
Lineage: Eukaryota; Metazoa; Chordata; Testudines; Emydidae
Gene: ME3
Product: malic enzyme 3
Exons: 14
Coding region: 1-1815 (604 amino acids)
Biological process (GO): pyruvate metabolic process; malate metabolic process
Cellular component (GO): mitochondrion
Molecular function (GO): malate dehydrogenase (decarboxylating) (NADP+) activity; NAD binding
Source: RefSeq, a predicted model, not a curated record